GGACAGUGUCCCGAGAGAGCCCGGCUGAGGAAGAAAGCCCCGUCUCCCUGCUAGAAUUCAGCUACACGGGAGAUUCUUUGACGAAUUACAAUCUCAGCAAACUCCAACUCGAGAAGAAUGACAGCUAAGAGACUUAAACCAGACUUUUCACCAUCCUGGAAAGGAACUGGCUGCCAGUAUUUGGAGUUUUUUUAAUACUCUACCUCCCUCUGCUGUUAUCAGUGAGAAGUUCCUCGACAAUGGGAAAUCAUGUGCUUGCGGCUUCGAUUUCCAUGCUCUCGCUCCUGGCAGUGAUGGGAGAUGCGGACAGUAAAACAGACAGUUCCUUCAUGAUCGACUCCGACCCCAGCCGCUGUAUGAGGCAUCACUACGUCGACUCCAUCAGCCACCCCCUGUACAAGUGUAGCUCGAAG
Molecule: messenger RNA, 413 nt
Organism: Balearica regulorum gibbericeps (East African grey crowned-crane)
Lineage: Eukaryota; Metazoa; Chordata; Aves; Gruiformes; Gruidae
Source: RefSeq, a predicted model, not a curated record